Molecule: messenger RNA, 3117 nt
Organism: Fusarium vanettenii 77-13-4
Lineage: Eukaryota; Fungi; Ascomycota; Sordariomycetes; Hypocreales; Nectriaceae
Exons: 7
Coding region: 1-3117 (1038 amino acids)
Biological process (GO): proteolysis
Molecular function (GO): serine-type endopeptidase activity; protein binding
Source: RefSeq, a predicted model, not a curated record
AUGACCGUGGAUCCGGACCCAAAUCAAGUCCCAGGUGGCUUGCGACGUUCACAGACAGUCGAUUACGAGAGCGACAUUGAUAACGACGAUGAGUUCCUUCCUCCUGCUCUCGUCACAGCCGGAUUUGACGACGAGGACCAUGUCAAAGUAAGAUUUGACCAGGACAUUGAAGAUGCCCUCAGCUUUGUCCAAUCUCUUGCUUCCCGGAAGCCUACCAAAGAGGAAAAGUCGCAACAACUCCUAGAAUUUGUCGACAGUCGGAAGAUGGAAUGGCACAAGACAACACGAGAAGGACAGAACUUCCUUCAUGUCUUGGCAUAUUGCAAUUCCAUCCGGAAGCCGGCCACCAGUCUGCAAUGGCUCAUGUCUCGAGCCAUGCUCAGGUUGCCUCAUUUGAUAGGCUCAAUGGACAAGACAAAACGCACCCCGCUCACUGUUGCCCUCUCCAACGGAAACGAGGUCUUUAGCUAUGCCGCUUGCCUCAACCUCAAGCCGGGAACCCGCCAGCGCUUCAAGGAACCGCUUGAGAGCGAGUGUGAAAACCAAGGCAGCGAUCGUGAGGUCACCUGUCUACACACAGCUCUGACCUGUGCAUUCAACAAGGAAGAUCUGAGGCAAGACAUUGUCAAGAUCAUGUGCAGUUUUGUCCCCGACAAGAUGUUCACUGUCACGGACCACAAGGGGCGGACACCACUCCAUCUGGCUGUCGAGUAUGAACGAUGUUGUAAGGCCCAGGUCGGCAUCGUCGAAGAGUUGCUUCGCUGGGGACCACAAGCGUUGGACGUCCAAAUUCAGGCCGCGCUGUAUUCCAACCAAACAUAUUCAGUCUACCAGUAUCACGUACAUACUCAGCGACAAGCGAUAGAGGAAAGCAAGAAGAAAACCAGCCAGAGUGCACCGAGAAAGGAGGACGACAAUGAGGCUCGGACCAGUUCGAAUACGAAGAAGCCCAUGUCAAGACCAGAGAAAACCAGCAUGGGGCCACCACCGGUGCCAAGAGACAGGGACAGAGACAGGGACAGAACCGAACCCAAGGUUGGAAUCGCUCGAGCACAUACGGGGGCGCCAUCUCAAGAGAAGCCGGGUUCGUACGUGGUAGCGGCCAAUCAGGAGAGGUCGGCUGCCUCAUACACGACAGCCUAUACUCAAGAAAAGUUGACUCCCCUACCCUCCCCCUCCUUACACCCAGUGGGGUCUUCCAAAGCCUCUGCCUACUCUUCAGCACCAAAGCAAGACGCGACCGACCCUUACUCCCCAGAGAAAGAAAGGGAGAGGCAAGAUGCUGCUGCGGAUAUCAGUCAUCAACUUAAGCAUCUUUACUUACGUACCCAGAAGCCAGAGAACGCGUCUCGCUGCUUGAGCGUGGGAGGGCUAGGCAAGGAGCUGUGGUUUGACUUUGGACCACCCAAAAAGCUCACCAGGGCUGACUUCCGGAGACAUUUUGGCCAUUUGCGAUUUGACACAAUUCUACAAUACGUAGCCUUUCCCCAGAUCGAGUUGGACGACCACAAGCAGAUACCCGACAGAAGAUAUGCAGGCAAGGAGGACAUGACAUUCUUCUUCGAUUGGCUCAAGCAACAAGGCGUCAGCCGUAUCAUCAAGGUCAUCGUUGACGACCUUAAAAGCCCAUCACAUAGUGACGCAGCCAUUGAGAAGGCGCUGAAGCCCUUUAACGUCGAGAUUCUUGACUGGCGCCGACUAGAUCUUGACCCAGUCUCACUCUCUGAAGUCGGCCAGAGUCUGCGGGAAGUCACCCUUCACUGGAGUGGCAGAAACUCUGUUCUUCGAGCGUGGUCCGAAAAGGAGGGACUCGCUCUGAUUCCCACACUAGAAGUUAUCAAUCUAGUUCAAACCGAGGGCCUUGAAUCGAGUGAGAGGACCCGAAGAAACCUCGACGCCUUUGAACAACGCCUUCACGAGUCUUGGCCCAAGGACAAGCCCAAGCCCAGAGUAGACCGUCCAAAGACUGGCGGUGGGCGUGCCUUGGUUCGGGGUCUUUCAGUAGAAACUCUCUCUGACCGACAAGAGCGCUCGGUCGAUCCUCACAGGUGGAUGCAAUGCAUGGAGAACUUUGCCGAACACUUCCGACAGAUCCCAGCUCUCAGAGACAAGGUCACGGACCCAUCUCUGGAGCCAGUCGAGGUCGCACUCAUUGACGAUGGUGCCGACAUUACGCGCCCUGACCUUAGCGACUUGAAGGGCAAGAAAUUCCCUGGUAAGAGUUUCUGCUACUAUCAGGAGGGCACAACCUGGCGGGUAUCUCCCUACUGGGACUCGUCAUCUGGUCAUGGAACCCUGAUGGCGAGAUUAAUUCAUAAGAUCUGCCCCAGUGCCGUCAUUCACGUUAUCAAGCUGCAGACCUUUGAGGUUGAGAACUCGAACAAACUUCAGAUCAACCCAGACAGCGCGAUCAAGGCUAUUGAGUACGCAGCCGAACGCGGCUCCCAAAUAAUAUGCAUGUCGUGGACAAUCAAGCCUCCCGAAGGCGACAAAAAGAAGGAGUUUGACGACGCGAUUCACAACGCCCUCAACAGCAAGGGCGUCCUCAUGUUCUGCGCGGCCAGUGACCAAGGCAAGUCGGCCGACCUGACAUACCCGCACGGAAGCAACCGCGCCAGCUUUCGAAUUGGCGCAGCCAAAGCCACUGGAAGCAUGUCUGACACCGUGGGCGACGCCCAUGACCUGGACUUUAUCUUUCCUGGCCAUCAGGUGGUGGUCAACAGCAGCGACGAUGUCUAUGACAAAGAUCUACAAAAGUUUGAGGCGCAUUCCGGCAGCUCUGUCGCCAAUGCCCUCGCAGCAGGGCUAGCGGCACUUGUUAUCGAGUGCGUCAGACUGGGUGUAUUUUACACCAAUGAGAACAAACAGAUCGACCCGACUUCGGCGAUAAGGAAGGAUGACUUGGUCAAGAUACGCGACCGGAAUCAGAUGAAGUACGCGCUAUCCUGGAUUGGGACCAAUCGGAACACAGACAACAAGUACAUCGAGGUGUGGGAUACGUUCAAUGCCGUGGCUGAGAAGUUGAGGCAGAAUGAAGGUUCUCGGAUUGAUCGGUUGGAGAAUAUUGCGACCCUGGCUAGAUUCUUUUUGAAGAAGGGGGUGAAUUAUGGCGAGUAG